This is a messenger RNA of Pyrenophora tritici-repentis Pt-1C-BFP, 333 nucleotides long. RefSeq lists its product as uncharacterized. The record is from RefSeq and is a predicted model, not a curated record. Lineage: Eukaryota; Fungi; Ascomycota; Dothideomycetes; Pleosporales; Pleosporaceae.
AUGGCCCCAGAUAGCGACACUAUCGUAGUCCAGCUACCAGAAGACCUCCGGACCCCAAGCAUACUGGACGACGAAAUGGAGACCGACGAAAGGCACCAAGACAACCCAACAACACCCAUCGAGCAGACCACCUGUGAACGGUCUGGCUCAGCCCGUUACACCAAGAAGGAGCAGGACGAUCUUAAGCUAGCUAUUAAGCUACGUAACGAUAGAGUUAUCACAACAUUAGGCGCACCCUUUAAAGCAUCUAAUGACCAAGAGAUCAGCGACCUCGUAGGUCGUGGAGUCUUUAAGUUUGAGCAAUACGACGAGAGGCUACACAGCAAGAUCUAG